Molecule: messenger RNA, 1716 nt
Organism: Histoplasma capsulatum G186AR
Lineage: Eukaryota; Fungi; Ascomycota; Eurotiomycetes; Onygenales; Ajellomycetaceae
Exons: 4
Coding region: 1-1716 (571 amino acids)
Source: RefSeq, a predicted model, not a curated record
AUGUUUGAAUGCACUCUUCCCCAGUUAUAUGACAAUCCCCCUAAUUGCCCAGUGCGUCUAGCCAAAAUCAACAGAAUCCCCAUCAUUGAGCCCUGGGUCCCCGGCAAAGAGCCUGAUAGGUUUCUAUUGCCACGGUACAUAAGCAAAGAUGACGACCUUGGCUUCAAGCUCAUGGAAUUUGCGGCUUCCUAUCUAAAUGAUGAUGAUGAUGAUGAUGAUGAUGAUGAUGAUGAUGAUGAUGAUGAUGAUGAUGAUGUUAAUAAAGAAACAUGUGAAGAUUCAGAGGAUGACGGACCGCUCUCACCACCAAACAACGUGAUGUAUCACGUCCAUACCACGACACAGCGGGCUCUGAUCGCAUCUCACAUUGGUGACGAGGUCUCCAAUAUAGACACCUUUACGCAUAUCAUUAGUUAUGUGCGUGAGUUUAUCAGUGCGGCCGAUCAGGUUGAUGUUGGCUGUAUUGAGUCUGUUCCCUGUGAGAACAAGUACGGCGGGCCGCAGGAUAGAAAAAUCCAACGUGGGGGGGCGAACAGGGUUUUGAUUCAGAAUAUAAGUGCUACUACAUUCGGGCAGUAUGAACUCCAUAUGCACCGUUUUGUAGAUAAUGUUGCUACAAACAGCCCGUUGGGAUACAGGGGAUCGGCAGAGAGGGCCCGACAUAUAAUUCUCGAGCUUGCACAACGUAUGGUCAGGUCAGGAUGCAAGAAGGCGAUUCUGCUAGGAGGGCACGCCUACUUAGUUUUUCACCUAGAAUCAACCCGCAGCUAUGGUCAAGAUCAUCUCUUCGUCUCUAGCAGCUACCCCGUGUUUGCCGUGCCUCCAAUGCCGAGUCUAAUUUCGGUUCUAAUCGCGCUGCUGCUCUCGGAUGAUUCGGAUAUGGCUUACAAGCCCCCGACAACAAUCGACCGGGUGAGAGAUUUAAGCACCAUAGAGACUAGCCCGACGGCAUUAGACCCUGCCAACACCAGCUUGUUGGAAACGGCUGGCAAAAGGAAACGCACGACAACAGACUCCGGUUCAUCAACACCGACGGUAGUUGGCAUGCCAGCCGAGUUUGAACAUAUCGACACAUCAGAUUCUGCAGUUGACGGGGCACUAAAUGCGGUCCAUAUAGUGGCACGUCUCUCUGAUUCUCUCGCCAAAAAGGGAGCUGAAGGCGGAGAAGAGUUUCGGCAUUGCCAUGUAUUUGCACUAGAGCGAUUGGCCUCUAGGUUAAGCUGCAAUGUUAUGGACGCCUUCCUCGCAGCAGAUGGUCAACAUGACCAACAGCGGUGCGCAGUCAAAACGUUCUUCAGCUGCGAAGAAAACAGAUUUUAUCAAUUCCAAAACGAGGUUAGGAUAUACGAUAAAUUCCAAGGGUGCUCAUUCAUUCCGUAUUAUUAUGGUGCAUUUGCAGGAAUGACGUUCACGGGCCCAGCGGGCUUCCUUGUGACGGAGCUGAUGGAGAGGACGUUCAACUCAUUCGAUGAAAUGAGCGGAGAUGAGAAGAACGAGGCCGUAAAAUACAUCGAACGACUUCACCGGGCGGGAUACCACUAUUGUGAUUUGUAUCCGUAUAAGUUUGGAACGCGUCCGAAUGGCGAGAUGGUAAUUAUGGGAUUUUCUGAAGUCACGCCCAUCAGCCCCGAUAGUACAUGCAAAUCUGGCAAUCCAGAUAAGUGCAGCUCCUUCCAAAGCAACAGAGAUGAUAUUUUGGGGGGGGAUGCUAAAUAG